AGUUGGUGAUACGUUUGUUGGUGCCUGUGUGUUUGUGUGUGUGCGUGUGUGUGAAAGACUUACCACAUUUGUGCUUCUCGAGGGCCGCAGAGGGCAUCCUUUUCCACGGCUGCGAUUCUUUCCUCUCGGUUUAUUCAUUUUUUUUUUUUUAAUCUUACGUGGCUCGCACCCUCCUCACCGAUAGACUCUGUGCGUCAUUCGUUUGCACCAGCAAUUGGAGCACGCCAGGAUUUCACUGUUGCAAACCUUUUUUUUUCGCUUGUGUUGGUUUGUUUUGUUGGAACCACACCGAGACGCAUACGGUCCUUUCUGGUUUCCAUUGCCCCUAACUAUUUGUUAUCCUUAGCGUUCAUACGCAUGUUUAGCACGUUGUCCGCUAGCGGCCCUCGGCGGCUUGAUGGCAGCAGCGCGAUGCGAAGCAACGAUGACGCGUCGAACCUGCGCGUCCUGCCCACCACGGGCGACCCAACCGACGAGGUGCGCGCAUCGCUUGCCAGUCUCACGGCACGUGCGCAGCGGCUUGUCUCCGAAAAAGACGCGGAGCCGCUCCUGCGCAACGGCUACGGCCUCUAUGAAGCCUCGCGCAAGGCAGCCGAGGAGGCACGGCGGCAAGCCAGCAAGUGCCAGUCGGCCAGCGAAGGCUAUGCACCGGCAACGCACGCGUCGGUGGAGCUGUUCAUGACGCAGCACCUCGGCUUCGACGCGCAGGCGCAACAGCGUCUUCUGCAGCAGCUGCAACACCGCCACGCCCAACUGGGGGCGGACUUGGGGCCGGUGGAUCCGAUGGCCGCCGCGGAGAGCUCCGGCUUCAUGGGCAUCACGGACGUCGACGCCGUCGUGGCGGAGAUCAAAAAUGACAUUUUACUCGACGUGCAGCACGCCGUGCACCGCCGCCAGACGACGCUGGUGCGGGAUCAGGUGGACGCCCUCUUCAAGGCCGCGUGGCACUCCUACUACGUGCAGGUGGCGGACGACUACGAGGCGCUCUCCGUGGGCGCGGCAGAGCUGGCCAUGAACAAGAGCGGUAGCAGCGGUGUUGGUCGCAUCUCUGCGGGCGCGACAACGCAACGGCCGGCGGCUAGUUUCGGCGCCAGCACCGCCCACUCCCUCCUGGACUUGCUGAACGGCGACUCUGUCCUUGCAGCGGAGCUGAACAAGCGCAUAGCCGCCUUUGCCGCCAUCGUGGAAGAGUACGCCCCGCUGCAGUGGGUCUCGUACUUCACCUCGUACGUCACGGAGACCUCGCUGGAUGUGGCGGAUGAACUGACCGUGUUGUGGGCCACCGUUGCGCAAAUUCUCGAGGCGAUGCAGCGCCGUGGAGCGGAGGCGGACAUGCUCGCGUAUGUCGCGAUGAGUCGCCGCGUCAUGGAGCGCAAGUCGCUGAGUCGGCUGCUCCAGCGCGUCCUCCGCCUGGACCCGAUGCGCUUUGAGGAGGUGGAGAACAUGAACGCGGCGCACGUGCUCGACGUGGUCACGCGCUACUGCGGGACGGCGAACCACUGGAUGCACACCUUUGUGGCCAUGCGUGCGGGCCGCUACGACGUGGCGAAGUUAGCCGCGCAGACCAUCGGCAUCACAGCGGUGACCGACGCGAUGGAGAAGAUGACGGCGGCGGCCCCAGGGGAGCGCAACGCGUUGAGCCCCGCGAUGGACCUGCAGACAGUCUACGCAGAGGCCGCCACGAAGGAAGACCCCUAUCGACAGGCGGUUUUGAUGAUCCUGUUAGCUGGCCGCACCGGGGAAAGCUCCGCGGCUGUUCUACGCGCAAUGCUCAGUCUUUCUCAGCGCAUCACGGACUCCCUCGAGGACGCGCUGUGGCUGCGGCUGUCGUGCAUCCGUGGAGUGGAGGAGUCGGCGCAGGUGUCGACGGUGCAGAGCCUUCGCACGUUGCAGCGCGCCGUCUUGGAUGAUUUGCAGGAGCUGGUGACGCUGACGCAGGGCAGCGCCUGUCGCCUUGCGUCGUUCCUCAUCCACGCCCUUCUGCCCUCCGCCGGGCUGCGGCUCUUGUUGGAGAACAACUACACCCACGUUGACGGCUUUCACAUGGCCCUCUGUUUCAAUGCACAGAACCUGCUGCAGGAGGGUUUGAGCUCCCCUCUCGAGGUGCCCAUCGAUCUUGCCCGCCACAUGAGCCGCUACUGCUCGGUGGUGCUGCUGGACGUGGAUCGCCGCACGAGGGCUGCCGCCUUUGCUGGGACAGCUAUGUUCGCCUACUUCUACAAGAGCGGCCUCACGGACGCCUUUGUAGAGUGCUGCCUCAAGGACACGAUUUGCGCGCGACUAUUGGGUUCGCGUGCAGCGAUUGGAGGACAAGACGCACUGCUGCUUCGCGCCACCGCCAGUCCUCUUUCCGAGGAGCUGCUGAAGGCGUUGAUACAAGUGGCCGAAGCUGCGUCGGCUCGUAGCGAGGUCGCCAAAGCCACCCACGUGCUCGUCGCUGUGAUGUACCUUGCAGAGCAGCUGGGCCGCGCUGAGCUGCAACAGCAGGCCCUCCUCCGCGCGGUGCAGAUCAUCUCGCCCGCCCUCGCGCAGGUGUUGCAUCUCCCGUCGAACAGCGUCGCCGUGUCGGAUGUGCUGUCUCAAGCGGCGAAGCUGCUGCAGGUGGUGAACACGGAUGAGAAGCACCUGCAGGGCAAUCCUCUUGUCUCGCAGGACUUCCAGACCUUUUCCCUGCUGUGCCGCAUGGCAGAUGUGUAUGCCUACAACGCGCAGGGCAACUUCAGCGAUGCUGUGAACGCGUUCUUGCAGCUGCCGUUUGUCCCUGCAUCGGAUAGUGCCAUGAUGGGCGAUGCUGACACGUACGUAGACGCCUAUUGCAAUGCCCCCGGCAAUGUGCAACUCGGCGUCAGUGCGGUGUUUCCCAUCGUCGUAUCUGCCGCGGGCCAGCUGCUUCAGCUGUACGCCCGCAGCCGCGCCAACGGCGGAGACGUUGAGGAACGACAGACUCAUCUUCUACAGCGCAUGCGCAGCGUGUGUGACUGGGCCCGGCAAUGCUGUGCGCGGAUCAGCGUAGAGUACCCGACAGCCGCUGACGACUUUGAGCGCCAGUACCUCGGAUAG
Messenger RNA from Leptomonas pyrrhocoris, 3060 nucleotides. RefSeq names its product putative nucleoporin interacting component (NUP93). Bases 358 to 3060 code for a protein of 900 amino acids. NCBI's taxonomy places the organism in Eukaryota, Euglenozoa, Kinetoplastea, Trypanosomatida, Trypanosomatidae. Gene Ontology annotation, biological process: poly(A)+ mRNA export from nucleus; protein import into nucleus. The record is from RefSeq and is a predicted model, not a curated record. Gene Ontology annotation, cellular component: nuclear pore. The transcript has a single exon. Gene Ontology annotation, molecular function: structural constituent of nuclear pore.